Xiphophorus hellerii (green swordtail) is the source of this 899-nucleotide messenger RNA. Its product is annotated as sialic acid-binding Ig-like lectin 12. The transcript has 4 exons. NCBI's taxonomy places the organism in Eukaryota, Metazoa, Chordata, Actinopteri, Cyprinodontiformes, Poeciliidae. The record is from RefSeq and is a predicted model, not a curated record. The coding region runs from base 120 to 899 and encodes 259 amino acids.
AGAAAGCAUAAAUACAGCCGUUGUCUUUGACACAACGUUAUAUUUUUAAAAUAGAGAAGUUCGUCCCUGGAUCCACAGCUCAUCAGAUGAAACACAUUAUUUGACUGAAAGUUUGACAGAUGAAGGUCAAUCAGAGUCUGAUGGCGGCUCUGACUGAGAACAUGCUGAUCGUCAACAUGUUACUGAGUGUCUUCUUUCUUCCAGGUGCUUUGACUGAUUACUGUGGUGUUAAUAUACCUGCUCUCAAUAUCACUACACCAAAUAACAUGGAAGCUCUGACUGGAUCUUGUUUGCAAAUCCCAUGUACCUAUAACACAGAUCAUCCUACAUAUAACAGCAGUAAAACUAUCUAUGGAGUUUGGAUGAAAGGUGGUGUAAAUCUUUUGUCCAUUCCGAGCUUUGUUAUUUUCAACAGCAGUGGGUCAAUUAACACCUAUUCACUGAAUAUUACUGGAAACCUGAAAGAGAAAAACUGCACCACUCUGUUUCCCAAUCUAACAACAAGUCACACAGACAAAUACUUCUUCAGAGUUGAGAACGUUGUCUACAGGGCAACAGCUUGUGCUGAUCCUCUUCAAAUAACAGUUAAAGAUUCUCCUUGGAGUCCCAGCAUUAAUCUUCCCUCUGACCUGAAGGAGCAUCAGUCUGUCACUGUAACCUGCUCAGCUUUCACUCCCUGUCCACAAUCACCUCCUGAACUCACCUGGAAUCUCCAACAAGACUCUCUCAGACAAACAGAGGAAAACACAAAUGGAACCUUUACAACUAAAAUCCAGGAGAACAUCACUCUGUCAGACACACAUGAUGGAUACAACAUCAGCUGUUCUGCCAGAUAUCCUGUGAUUGGAGGAAACAAGACAGCAGAGACAGAAGUGACUCUCAAUGUUUCAUGCAAGUGA